Sodiomyces alkalinus F11 is the source of this 1579-nucleotide messenger RNA. RefSeq lists its product as hypothetical. The record is from RefSeq and is a predicted model, not a curated record. Lineage: Eukaryota; Fungi; Ascomycota; Sordariomycetes; Glomerellales; Plectosphaerellaceae. The transcript is spliced from 2 exons. The coding region runs from base 314 to 1552 and encodes 412 amino acids.
CUACUUCCCCCCUUCUCCUCAUCUUAUUACCCAAGCAUUUCACCGUCACAGUGGAACUACUGCGUCGUCCCCUUGUCGCUUGUCCUGUUGCUCCAUCCUGAACACGACCAUAUGAUGCAACACCGACGUUAGUCGCUUGUCGCCUUUUCGUUCCGUUUGCGUCCUCCCUGAUCAUCCAUCUCUUGGCUUUGGAGACUUCCCUCCGGCAUUCUCCCAGCUUUUAAUUUAUUGUUUUCUUUUUUUUUCGUUUCAUUAAAAACACCAGAGCCCCAUCUCUUUACCGACUCGGUUCUCUUCCCUUAGCCUGCUCACCAUGGCUCCUCGAACUUCCCACCACGAGAGCCCUCAUCUAGAGGAGGGUCUCACAACCGGAGCGACCGAUGAGAAGAGGGCUCUGUUGAUUGAUGACACCACGAACACCACCCGGUUAGAUUCGGAUCUCGAAUACUCGGUUUCGCCCCGGAAAUCCACUGCCGCAAGGAUGAAAUCGGCCUGUCGCUUCGUCGCUGCGUUCUUGGUCUGCUUCCUUUUGGCCUUUGGCCUCACAUCCGCCGUCCUGCCCUCAUACACAAGCAUAAGCACAAGCACAAGCACAAGCACUCAUGAUGGCCGGCCUGGUGUCCAACAAGUCGGGGCCGAUGCCCGGCCACCGAUGGGAUCAUGCCAGCACAAUCUGCUGCACAGGUUGCUACACGCCUACUUCCCCGAGAGGUUCCGGGAUGGGGUCUACCCUUCGGACGAGGAUGCUCUUUCUGCUGUUGCUGCCCAUGACCCAGACCUAGCCACGGGCAUCGCCCAGCUAGCCAAGCGGCAAGAUGCCGGCGGCAGUGGCAACGAGACGGACCCUGUGUCCGACAUCUCUUCCCCAUCCCCUAUCCCGUCACCUACGGGCCCGGACUCUGAUCCUCCCGUCGUCGCUCCGACGUCCGAGGAGCCCAUUUCUCCGUCCCCCACAGACGACGACUCCCCUACCACCCCCCCACAGCCUCCGUCCACACCGGGCACCACUUCCACACCUGCUCCUCCUCCUCCUUCUCCUCCCCCUCCUCCUUCUCCUCCUCCUCCUCCUCCUCCUCCUCCCACGUCUGUUUCUCCCCAGCCGCCUCCGCCACCACCACCAGUAUCCUCGGAUGCCGACGACGACGACGACGACGACGACGAACCUGAACCCACCACACCUACCUCGAUCAAUCCCGGACCCGGACCCUCGCCCACCUCGGUGUCAACAUCAGCAGAGCCCUCUGAACCCGACAUAGAAGAUCCGGAGACAAGCCCCAGCCCCUCGGAACCGCCGACGACGAUUACCACCACCCCGAGAACGACGAGGAGCCCUUCUUUAAGCAGCGAGGUGGUGACCACCAUGACAUCGACCGACGCCGACGGCGGCCUCGUUCUGGUCACGCACACCUCGUACGUGGGCGUCGAGCCCUCGGCUGAUGCCCCCGACGCGGCCCAGACGGCGGAUGGCGACCUCCAGGACGACGCCUCACGGCCACGGAACACCGUUUUGACUUGGCUGGCUGUUGUAGCGGUCGGAAUGGCACUCCUUUAAAGGGGAUAUGAACAACCAACUUGCGAC